Rattus rattus (black rat) is the source of this 2070-nucleotide messenger RNA. It is a transcript of the gene S1pr5, whose product is annotated as sphingosine-1-phosphate receptor 5. Gene Ontology annotation, cellular component: membrane. The transcript has a single exon. Gene Ontology annotation, biological process: G protein-coupled receptor signaling pathway. The record is from RefSeq and is a predicted model, not a curated record. NCBI's taxonomy places the organism in Eukaryota, Metazoa, Chordata, Mammalia, Rodentia, Muridae. The coding region runs from base 150 to 1352 and encodes 400 amino acids. Gene Ontology annotation, molecular function: sphingosine-1-phosphate receptor activity.
CGCAGUGUUUGGGGACCCUCUUCCAGGGCUUUUCUUCAGGAUUCCUAGAUCCUGACUGUCCUUGCCUCCCGUAGACUUUUGCACAGUGCUCCCGUGGACAUCUGGCAGGAUACAGCAGCGACAUCUCCGCGGCAGGCGGCGGACAGCCUAUGGAGUCCGGGCUACUGCGGCCAGCACCGGUGAGCGAGGUCAUCGUCCUUCACUACAACUACACUGGCAAGCUCCGGGGAGCGCGCUACCAGCCCGGGGCCGGCCUACGUGCGGACGCCGCAGUGUGCUUGGCUGUAUGCGCUUUCAUCGUGCUGGAGAACCUGGCUGUGCUCUUGGUGCUGGGCCGCCAUCCUCGCUUCCAUGCACCCAUGUUCCUGCUCCUGGGUAGCCUCACCUUGUCGGACCUGCUCGCUGGGGCGGCCUACGCCACCAACAUCCUGCUGUCCGGGCCGCUCACAUUGCGCCUGUCGCCGGCGCUCUGGUUUGCGCGCGAAGGGGGUGUCUUCGUGGCGCUCGCCGCGUCGGUGCUGAGCCUCCUGGCCAUUGCUCUAGAGCGCCACCUUACCAUGGCCCGUCGUGGACCCGCGCCUGUCGCCAGUCGCGCUCGCACGCUGGCGAUGGCGGUGGCCGUCUGGGGCUUGUCGCUGCUGCUGGGGCUGCUGCCCGCGCUGGGCUGGAACUGCUUGGGACGCCUGGAAGCCUGCUCCACCGUGCUGCCGCUCUACGCCAAGGCCUAUGUGCUCUUCUGCGUGCUGGCCUUCCUGGUCAUUCUGGCUGCCAUAUGUGCGCUCUAUGCAAGGAUUUACUGUCAGGUGCGGGCCAACGCGCGUCGCCUGCGGGCUGGUCCUGGGUCCCGUAGGGCCACGUCCUCCUCGCGAUCCCGACACACGCCACGGUCGUUGGCCCUGCUCCGCACGCUUAGCGUGGUGCUCCUGGCCUUCGUGGCCUGCUGGGGACCUCUAUUUCUCUUGCUAUUACUGGAUGUCGCGUGCCCAGCCCGCGCGUGUCCUGUGCUCCUGCAAGCCGAUCCCUUCCUGGGUCUAGCCAUGGCUAACUCGCUGCUGAAUCCUAUCAUCUACACCUUCACCAACCGAGACCUGCGCCACGCGCUCCUGCGGCUGCUCUGCUGUGGUCGCGGACCCUGCAACCAAGACUCCUCCAACAGUUUGCAGCGAUCCCCAAGUGCUGUUGGGCCUUCCGGUGGAGGUCUGCGACGCUGCCUGCCACCAACCCUGGAUCGCAGCUCUAGCCCAUCAGAACACUCGUGUCCCCAGCGGGACGGGAUGGACACCAGCUGCUCCACCGGCAGUCCCGGAGCAGCAACCGCCAACCGGACCCUGGUGCCUGAUGCUACAGACUGACGCUUCCCAACCUGCUGUCGCCCUUUGCAAGAGCAGACUGACUGUCCAAAUAAGCGCAUCAUCUGUAGGAAAUAGCCAAUGACAGAGGGGACAUACAAGAAAGAAGGGAAAUGGUUUGACCACCCCAUAACAGGAACAGACGAAAAUGCACGUGGGGUCUGGCAAGGACAACAACAAAACGAAAGUGAUGGGAAGGUAUCCGGGUAGUGAUGUAAUCUGAGCUGGAACCCCUGAGGGAGGACCAUUCGGUGUGGCUGCAGCGGAAAUUGAGGAGCAGCAGAGCAGGGUGACAGGAGAUGAAAGGGCAGGUUGUGGGAAGUCUUGUUGGUUCUGAGGGAGGCCUUCGGUUUGGCUCUGAGUGAAGUGGGAGCCGUAGAGAAUUCUAAACAAAGGAGGGACUCGCCUGGAUUCAGACCUCCACAGGUACCCUGUGACUACUGGAGUUCAAGGGGAACCGGGGAACCGCUGGAAGACACAGGGAUAAAGGGGAGGCUCCAAAUAUUCUCAAAAGCAGGUGAAGCCUGGAUAGAGUGCGCUAAGGGCUGGCAGAAGGAGUGGCUGGCUACAGAGUGAGGCAGAGCCGUGGGAAGGCGGCACGGUAAGCCUAGGUCCAAAAAUUUGGCUCUGGAGACUUUGCCGGAUAUCAGCUACCAAAAUUCCAGAGUGUGGACAGGCUCUUUAUACAAACUACAACCACAAUAAAAACAAUUCAAGCGGC